Homo sapiens (human) is the source of this 4702-nucleotide messenger RNA. It is a transcript of the gene DDX51, whose product is annotated as DEAD-box helicase 51. The transcript is spliced from 15 exons. Bases 24 to 2024 code for a protein of 666 amino acids. Gene Ontology annotation, molecular function: RNA helicase activity; ATP hydrolysis activity; nucleic acid binding. Gene Ontology annotation, cellular component: nucleolus. The record is from RefSeq and is marked validated. NCBI's taxonomy places the organism in Eukaryota, Metazoa, Chordata, Mammalia, Primates, Hominidae.
GAGUCCCAGGCGUGCGGCUGGCCAUGGCGCUGUUCUACGUCGCGCGGUACCCGGGCCCCGAUGCGGCAGCUGCGGCGGGGCCGGAGGGCGCGGAGGCCGGGGCGCACGGCAGGGCCCGCGCGCUGCUCGAGCGGCUGCAGAGCCGGGCCCGCGAACGGCAGCAGCAGCGGGAGCCCGCGCAGACCGAGGCGGCUGCAUCGACCGAGCCGGCGACCAGGAGGCGACGGCGGCCCCGGCGGCGGCGGCGGGUGAACGACGCGGAGCCGGGGAGCCCGGAGGCGCCGCAGGGAAAGCGACGGAAGGCGGACGGCGAGGACGCGGGCGCAGAAAGCAACGAGGAGGCGCCAGGGGAGCCCAGCGCAGGGAGCAGCGAGGAGGCGCCAGGGGAGCCCAGCGCAGGGAGCAGCGAGGAGGCGCCGGGGGAGCGCAGCACCAGCGCCAGCGCCGAGGCGGCCCCAGAUGGACCGGCCCUGGAGGAGGCGGCCGGACCCCUGGUCCCCGGCCUGGUGCUGGGGGGGUUCGGGAAGAGGAAGGCGCCGAAGGUCCAGCCUUUCCUGCCAAGGUGGCUGGCUGAGCCUAACUGUGUCAGAAGGAAUGUCACCGAAGACCUGGUUCCUAUCGAGGACAUCCCUGACGUCCAUCCUGACCUGCAGAAGCAGCUGCGGGCACACGGCAUCUCGUCCUACUUUCCAGUCCAGGCAGCUGUGAUUCCUGCCCUCCUGGAGAGCGCAGCCUGUGGGUUUCUGGUGGGCAGAGGUGGCUACCGGCCUAGCGACCUCUGUGUUUCUGCCCCAACAGGCAGUGGGAAGACACUGGCCUUCGUCAUCCCUGUGGUGCAGGCCCUGCUUUCGAGAGUGGUCUGCCACAUCCGUGCCCUGGUUGUGCUGCCCACCAAGGAGCUGGCCCAGCAGGUGAGCAAAGUUUUCAACAUCUACACAGAUGCCACACCUCUGAGAGUCUCCCUGGUUACGGGACAGAAGUCUCUGGCCAAGGAGCAGGAGAGCCUCGUCCAGAAAACAGCUGAUGGGUACCGCUGCUUGGCUGACAUCGUGGUAGCCACCCCCGGCCGCCUGGUGGACCACAUCGACCAGACCCCAGGAUUCAGCCUCCAGCAGCUCCGCUUCCUGAUUAUCGACGAGGCUGACCGGAUGAUUGACAGCAUGCAUCAGUCCUGGCUGCCGCGGGUGGUGGCGGCCGCCUUCCAGAGCGAGGACCCCGCGGACCCCUGUGCCCUGCUCCAGCGAAGGCAGGCCCAGGCUGUGACAGCCGCCAGCACCUGCUGUCCCCAGAUGCCCCUGCAGAAGCUGCUCUUCUCAGCUACUCUGACCCAGAACCCUGAAAAGCUGCAGCAGCUGGGCCUCCACCAGCCCCGGCUUUUCUCCACAGGGCUAGCACACAGGGGCCUGGAAGAUACAGAUGGGGACGGGGAUUCGGGGAAGUAUGCCUUUCCUGUUGGGCUCACGCACCACUACGUGCCCUGCAGCCUCAGCUCUAAGCCGCUGGUCGUCCUGCACCUGGUCCUGGAGAUGGGCUUCUCGAGGGUUCUCUGCUUCACUAACUCCCGAGAGAACUCCCACAGGCUCUUCCUGCUGGUGCAAGCUUUUGGGGGUGUGGACGUGGCUGAGUUCUCCUCGCGCUACGGGCCUGGCCAGAGGAGGAUGAUCCUGAAGCAGUUUGAACAGGGGAAGAUCCAGCUGCUCAUCAGCACGGACGCCACCGCGCGAGGCAUCGACGUGCAGGGUGUGGAGCUGGUGGUGAACUACGACGCCCCCCAGUACCUGAGAACCUACGUGCACCGGGUUGGGAGGACAGCUCGCGCUGGGAAAACUGGACAGGCCUUCACACUGCUCCUGAAAGUGCAGGAGAGGAGAUUCCUCCGAAUGCUAACUGAAGCUGGGGCACCUGAGUUGCAGCGGCACGAGCUCUCCAGCAAGCUGCUGCAGCCGCUGGUUCCUCGGUACGAGGAGGCCCUGUCCCAGCUGGAGGAGUCUGUCAAGGAAGAGCGCAAGCAGAGGGCGGCCUAGGCUGGGGCUCAGAGGGCCGGAGGGACUGAACGCUCACCACCCUGACCCUCCUUCCAGAGCAGUGCUGAUCACUGGAUCCUGUAUGUGAGGAAAGGAAUCCCCCAGUGGACACAGCCUUCCUCCCCAAGCACGUGGUCUCUGCGCCAGGCAGCCCGGGCGUCAGAGCUCAAGCACCUGCCCCGACUGGAGACUUCAGGGCUUGUCACUUUCAGAGUGUGGAGGUCAGGAUGGCUGCGGGCAAUGAAGCCUUAGUAAAACGGUGAAAAGUACUCCCAGACGGACGCGGGCACCCGUCAUGCUUUUGCUGAGAGUUGGGGGCAUUAACCUUGAGCUAAUGUUAAAAAUCAAGCUCUUGGCCAGGCAUGGUGGCUCAUGCCUGUAAUUCCAGCACUUUGGGAGGCCAAGGCGGGUGGAUCACCUGAGGUCACGAGUUCGAGACCAGCCUGACCAACAUGGAGAAACCCUGUCUCUACUAAAAAUACAAAAUUAGCCAGGCGUGGUGGUGCAUGCCUGUAAUCCAGCUACUUGGGAGGCUGAGGCAGGAAAAUGGCUUGAACCCGGGAGGUGGAGGUUGCAGUGAGCUGAGAUUGCGCCACUGCACUCCAGCCUGGGCAACAAGAGCAAAACUCCGUCUCAAAAAAAAAAAUUGCCGGGCGCGGUGGCAAAUGCCUGUAAUCCCAGCACUUUGGGAGGCCGAGGCAGGUGGAUCACAAGGUCAGGAGAUAGAGACCAUCAUUGCUAACAUGGUGAAACCCCGUCUCUACUAAAAAUACAAAAAAAAAAAAAAAACAACUAGCCGGGCGUGGUGGCGGGCACCUAUAGUCCCAGCUACUCGGGAGGCUGAGGCAGGAGAAUGGCGUGAACCCGGGAGGCGGAGCUUGCAGUGAGCGGAGACUGCGCCACUGCACUCCAGCCUGGGCAACAGAGUGAGACUCCGUCAAAAAAAAAGCUCUCCUCCCCAGAUUUGUGAACCUUGUGACUGUUCAGUGGACACCUCACAUAUUGCUGGUGGGAAGGUCACGUGGAGACAGCUGGGCAAAGCCUUGGGGCGUUAAACACAGAGUCACUCAUGACCCAGCACUUCCUCUCCUAUGCACCUUGUACACCCCAGAUCAAUGAAACCUACAUCCACACAGAAACGUACACAAAUCUCUCAGCAGCACUGUUCACAGUAGCCAAAAACUAGAAACCACAUGUCCGUCAGCUGAUGAAUGGAGAAUAAAACGUGGGAAAUCCACACCAGGAGAGAAAAAGGAGUGAGGCACCAGCAUAGGCACCCCGUGGAUGAACCCGGAACCUGACGCUAACUGAAGGAAGGCUCCGGCUAUAGGGAGUGUCCCAGGCACAGCCAGAGAUUGAAGGGUGCCGGGGCCGGGAGUUGGUGGGGGUUGGGGCUGGGGACACAGUGGCCAGUGUGUGGGUUUGUUUUGGGGAUGAUGAAAAUGUUCUUAGGUUGUGUGUGGUGAUGGCUGCUCACCUCUAUAAACCUUUUACUAAAAACCAUGGACUGGGUGGAUACAGUGUGUGAAUUCUCUCAGUCCAGUGCUUUGUUUGAAAAAGGUGGAUGAUGCCAACAUCACUAACCGCCAGGGAGACGCAGGCCACGGCCACACCCGGCUCACUGGAGUUGUGAGGAUGGAAACACCAGCCCACCCCACUCAGUUCAGACCUCAGCUUAGAUGCAAAGAAUGUCUGGGAUGGGGACUGGCAGCUGAUUAGAGAUGCAACCACUGAACCUGUGGACUGUGUUCAAACAAAUGCCAGCAGAACACAAAAGGCGACUGUUACAGGAGGCAGAAAGAAAUGAUUUAGGUAGACGGGGUAAAGCCAGUCCCCAGCAGAAAAUUUGCCUUUUAACAAAAAGCAGCUCAAAAAUAGCUCCCUUUCUAACCUCGGGGUUCAAAAUCACUUCUCACGACAAGCAGCCAGAAAGAGCAGACUGUGAAUCACAGAUGAGACAGCUCGGGCACAGGAGUGCGGGGGGUGUCUCCUGGGUGAUCACCAAACUUCACACUUCCACAAUGGGCCCCAGUAAAACAGUGGACCCUAAUAAGCACAUUCCCGUCCCCUUAGGUGCACUAAGGGAAGCUAAAAGCAGACUGAGGGGUGCCUGUAACCCCAAGAAGAUGUCUGGGAGCAGACCCAGAGACCCUCGCAGAAAAGUGUCACAGAGCAGCACAGACUGAGUCUGACAGAAACUCUCUAUACAAAUAGCACACCUUGUCCCAGCUAAAACCCUGGGCCCUGGGAGGACAAGACAUCCCUCCUCUAACCCCUCGUCACUAGCCCAUUUGUAAAAACCUUGACAGGCCGGGCACGGUGGCUCACACCUGUAAUCCCAGCACUUUGGGAGGCUGAGGCAGGCGCAUCACCUGAGGUCAGGAGAUCGAGACCAUCCUGGCCAACAUGGUGAAACCCCAUCUCUACUAAAAAUACAAAACUUAGCUGAGCGUGGUGGCGUGUGCCUGGAGUCCCAACUACUCAAGAGGCUGAGGCAGGAGAAUCACUUGCCCGGGAGGUGGAGGUUGCAGUGGGCCAAGAUCAGCCCACUGCACUGCAGCCUGGCGACAGAAAAAAAAGAAACCUUGACAUCUUUACUACAACUUAGCAACCCGCUCAGGCCCCCUCUGCAACGGAGAGCUCUUCUUCCUUUUUGCUUAUUAAACUUCUGCUCCAAA